AGAACCCGACACUCAGUCUUCCUUACCUUGCGGAACCUGGGAAGAUAUGAGCCGGCCGUACAAGCGUCCGGCUCUUGCAGAUGGAGAUGGCGAUGGCGAUGGCGAUGGCGAUGGCGAUGGCGAACCAAGUAGGAAGUACACGCCGGUUUCGCUCACACACCCCGUCAGUCCUCCGCUGAAGAAGCGGCGACGUGCACAAUCGUUGGAGGAGACUGAGCCAGCCCGGUCGCCCUCAGCAUCCCGUAGGGUAUUUGACUCUCCCUUCCGCCUGACAAAAAUUCGAGACUUGCCCCGGGAGAUGAAUAAGGAUACAAUCACACUCAAGGAUAUACUGGGCGACCCGCUUAUCGCGGAGUGCUGGGAGUUUAACUAUCUUCAUGACAUCGACUUUCUCAUGGCGGCCUUCGAUCCAGAUGUCCGGCAUCUGGUCAAAGUUCACGUGGUUCACGGGUUCUGGAAGAGGGAAGACCCAAACGGGCUGGAGCUUCAGGAAGCGGCAUCCCGCUUCCAAAAUGUCACCCUUCACAGCGCGUUCAUGCCGGAGAUGUACGGCACUCAUCAUUCCAAGAUGAUGAUUCUCCUACGGCGGGACGACACGGCCCAGAUCGUCAUUCACACGGCCAACAUGAUCAUCCGGGAUUGGACCAACAUGACCCAGGCUGUCUGGCUCUCGCCGAGGCUCCCGCUCAUGGAACCAUCGCGGUGCGACGCCAGGCCGGAGGAAGUCGCGGCGGGCAGCGGAGCCAAGUUCAAGAUCGACUUCCUCAACUACCUCCGUGCCUACGACACCCGCAGGACCACCUGCAGACCCAUUAUUGACCAGCUAUCCAAAUACGACUUCUCCGCGAUCCGGGGGUCGCUCAUAGCUAGCGUGCCAGGCAGGCACAAACUCGACGAUACUUCGCCUACCAGGUGGGGAUGGGCGGCAAUGGAGCAGGCCCUCAAAUCUGUCCCCGUCUCAUCCAGGAGAUCCGACAUUGCCAUUCAGAUCUCCUCCAUAGCAACCCUGGGGCCAACCGACACCUGGCUCAAGAGUACUUUCUUCCGCUCCCUCAGCGGCGGGCGACCUGGCGGCACCCUCCAACAACCACCUAACUUCCAAGUGAUCUUCCCCACACCCGACGAGAUCCGUAAAUCCCUAGAUGGAUACAGCUCUGGGGCCUCUAUCCACACAAAAGUCCAAUCGCCGCAGCAGGUGAAGCAGCUAGCCUACCUCCGGCCAAUGCUUUACCACUGGGCCAACGAUUCGGCCAACGGCGCGGACCCUCAAGAAGGAGGAGGAGGAGGAGAAAGAAGAAGAGAAGACUACGAGAACGACGGCGGUGACGAUGAGGGAGACUCCGCCGUGGUCGUCAAGGAGGCCGGCCGGAAACGCGCGGCGCCCCACAUCAAGACGUACAUCCGGUACGGCGACAAGUCGGGCCCCUCGAUCGACUGGGCGCUGGUCACGUCGGCCAACCUGUCCAAGCAGGCGUGGGGCGAGGCGGCGGUCCGCGGCGCCGACGGGGGCGCGACGAUGCGCAUCGCCUCGUACGAGAUCGGGGUGCUGGUCUGGCCGGGGCUGUACGGCGAGGGCGCGAUCAUGAGGGGCACGUUCCUGACGGAUUCGUUGGGGACAGAGGAGGUGAAAGAGGGCACGACGGCGGUGGCGCUGAGGAUGCCGUAUAACCUGCCGCUGCAACCGUAUGGCAAGGGAGAGGUGCCGUGGGUCGCGACGGCGAAUUACUCGGAGCCGGACUGGAAAGGGCAAAUAUGGAGGCACGGUUGAGGCGAAAACGACAAAUGAUGCUGACAACGGAGGUUCGUGGAUAGAGUCCCGAAAGGAGAUGGUUUUCUGGAAGGAGGGGUAAUAGUGCAACCUCUGGAAUGAGGUUUCUCGAGAGGAACACAGUACUCGCUUGCUAUGGACGUAGAAAUAGGCUCACAAGCAAUACCCCAGGUGGCUUUCCAUAAUCGCCCCCGAGGAUGUCUCCUGGAUUCCUGGCUUAGGGCCCCCCGUCUUCCCUAAACCUGAUAUUAUAUCUAUUGCCCGCCGACGGCCUCGGGCUCCUUGUUCUCGUCGUACCCGUACUUCUCCUUCAGCUCCUCGACCUUAGCGACAUACUUCUCCUGCGCCUGCUCCGGUGUGAUGCCGUCAUCGACCGCCUUUUGCCAGGCCUUGUGCUUGGCUUUGCCCUGCACUGGUUGUUAGCCAUGACUGGAGUGCCGUAUGUGUGGAAGGCAAGCCGGAUGACUACUCGCCUUGAGGUCGAACAUGCCCGGCUGGGGGGCCUUCUCGAUGUCCUCGCCAGUUCCAAUCUUGUAGAGAGCUA
This is a messenger RNA of Thermothelomyces thermophilus ATCC 42464, 2312 nucleotides long. RefSeq lists its product as uncharacterized. The transcript is spliced from 2 exons. Bases 47 to 1768 code for a protein of 573 amino acids. Gene Ontology annotation, cellular component: nucleus. Gene Ontology annotation, biological process: single strand break repair; double-strand break repair. Lineage: Eukaryota; Fungi; Ascomycota; Sordariomycetes; Sordariales; Chaetomiaceae. The record is from RefSeq and is a predicted model, not a curated record. Gene Ontology annotation, molecular function: double-stranded DNA binding; single-stranded DNA binding; 3'-tyrosyl-DNA phosphodiesterase activity.